Molecule: messenger RNA, 2164 nt
Organism: Owenia fusiformis
Lineage: Eukaryota; Metazoa; Annelida; Polychaeta; Sabellida; Oweniidae
Source: the annotation of a GenBank genome assembly
AAAGUUGAAAGUUGCGGGCGGAAGUUGUACAGAUGUCGCUACUAAAUCACGCAUGCGCAAUAUGCCACACGUGGGAAAAUGGCUACUGUAGUUCCAAGUUUCUCACCUAAUGGUGAAUAUUUUGCGUAUGCUAGCCCAGAUGGAACAUUGAAACUAUGGGACACAGAAACCGGAACAUUAAAGCAAGAAUUUACUCCAAGUUCACAUCUGUCAGCGACCUGCUCGUGCCUGAAAUGGGGAAGUAUUCGGAGUCGGAAAAAGCCAAAGAAAAAGCGGAAAUCUUUACCUGGGGCCGUGGAAAAGACUGGAACUGAAGUGUUAGAUCUAUUGGCUCUUGGUACAAGCUCUGGAACAAUUCUGCUGUACAGUGUUGUACAUGGAGAUCUACAUACACAACUUGAGGGGGGUCAUUCAGAUACUGUCACUGACAUGUGCUGGCAUCCAGAAAAAAAUAUUUUAUAUAGCUGUUCAAAAGACCAACAUAUUGUAGAAUGGGAUUUAAUAGAAGGAAAAAUAAAAAAAAAAUGGCAAGGUGAUAAAAGAGACAUACAUUCGAUAUGUCUGUGCCCAGGGCAAAGGUGUCUACUUACAGCGGGUCAUAACAUCAAAUUAUGGGAUCUAGAAACAUAUGAAUUGUUAAAGACAUAUACAGGUCAUGCUACAGAUGUCACUAGCCUUGUAUGUGCUUCAUCACCAACAUCCCAACCUGUCUCAGAAGAUGAGGAUCCCAUAGAUAGUGUGGAGAAUAUGUACUUCCUUUCAGCUUCCACUGAUGAUAGAAUAAUAAAUGCAUGGCAAAUCAGAAAAAAGCCUAGAAAUCGGCAUAAGAAUGAAAGUGCAGUGAUGACAUUUAGGUUACCAACAGAACCUGUUACCAUGGAUAUAGCUGCAGUUACUAGUCGAGACCAACCACUGCUUUUAGGUGCUAUAGUGAAUAAUGGACAAUUUGUUAUCUAUGAACAGGUUCUAAAUGGAGUGAUGAAGAAACCAGUUAAACACAAAACCAUGUUCCAGAUUGCCACUCAAAAAACCAAGAGCAGCUCAUCUAAAGCUAUCCCAAUCUUAUCAGUGCAGUUCACCAAUGAUAAACAAAAUAAUAUUUUAAUCGCCCAUGGCAACUUCGUCAAACCAACAAUAGAGAAAAUACCAUUUAACACAAAAGAUGAAGAUGUUUGUACGUGCCUUAUCCGAGAGGACCCCUCUCUGUCCCAAGUGUCAAGUGAAGAAAGUGUUAAUAAGGUGAAGCAACCAGGAAUUAGUGAAGACAUGACAACACUUGCACCUGGCAACCUGUUACCAAGGGAACCUACACAAAUGGAGGCUGGAAAGAGAAAAAAACGAAAGAAGUCUGAUCCGAAAGAGUUGACGAUUGAGGAUCGUAUUCAAGCACUAGGGCUGGCACAAAGUGGAGAUAAACCUUCGGGCAGUGACCCACCCACAGCAAGUACCCUAGUGCAUCUGCUCAUUCAAGGUCUACAGAGCAAGGAUAAGAAAAUAUUAAACACUGUGCUCCAAAAUAGGAAUGAUGUUAUAGUUCGCAAUACUGUGAAGCGCCUACCCUUACCUGCCAUUAUCCCCCUUGUAAAUGAGCUCACUAGAAGACUACAUGGGCAUGCUACUAGUGGUCAUACAGUGCUGAAGUGGUUGAAAACAGUACUUGUUAGCCAUACAUCAUACCUAAUGUCAUUCCCAGAUGUUGUAGAGACGUUUAGCAGCAUGUAUCAAAUGAUGGACGCCCGGGUGUCAAUGUUCAGUAACAUAUCUAAACUACAAGGCAAGCUGGACCUCAUGUUAUCUCAGGUGACAUCACAGGGUGGCAGCGGUGAAGAGGAAUCUGGCACCCCAACCUCUCAUCAGCCAUUGUUGCUGUAUCAAGAAGAGUCUUCAGAUGAAGAGGAUGCCAUGCUAGAAGACAUCGUAGUUAGCCACUCAGAGUCAGAGGACAACUGGGAAGAAUUAUCAGAUGAUGACCGGAAUGCAAUGGACGUUGAGAAUGAUCAAGGAAAAGAAUCAGAGGAUGAUUCGGACAAUGAAGAUAUUGUAGAAAAUGGCAACUCCUCCAGUGAAUCUGAUAUGGAAUAGUGCCAUGUUCUCACCAAUUAGUUGGGACUCCAUUCCUGUUGUGCAUAGUGCUUUGGGGACCAACUGUGUGGUCUCUGAUGAU